ACCUGGCUGGGCUUCAUGGUGAAACCUGUCCUAAUCACCAGCCCAAAUCCCAGAGCAGCCCCCAUCUUUCCAUGGACAGAAUGAGAAGCCUUGUGUAACCAGACACAGCUGGCCACCAUGGGGAAGUUGAUCAGGAUGGGGGCGCAGGAGAGGCGGUUACUCCGGCCAAAGAGGCUUCGCUGGAGUCGUCUCCUCUUCCUACUGGGAAUGUUGCUCAUUGGUCCCAUCUUCCAGCACCUGAGUAGCCCCUGGGGUCUCCCUGCACUGUGGGAACCAGUCUCUUCCCAACACCCUGUAAAACUGGCCAUCCAGGACUUCUCCAAUGAUGAGAUGGUGAUGGUGAGCAGUGACCCUCCAGAAGCUAGCUCUGAAAUGGAGGGUGAGAUGCUGGCGCCUCAAGCCACGGUGGGCAGGUAUAAAGCAACACCUGGCAUAGCCACAGAGAACACCCCCAAUUUACCCAGAAGAACAGCCAACAUCACUCCAACAAAACCUAAGACUAACUACAGCCCGACACCAGCAGGCACAGAAAGAGUGAAGAAAAACACCCCAACCACACCCAGUAGAGUAUUGAAUCAUUACACUCUAACUUCAAGCAGACAAACAGUAAAGAAUUUUACCCCAACAAUACCCAGGGGAGAAAUGAAGAGCUCCCACCCAACUCGAGUCAGCAAAAAGGUGAAGAAAUACACCCCAUCCCCACCUGGUAGAACAGUAGACAAUUAUGCUUCAUCCAUGUUCAUGACAAUGAAAAUGAGCCAUGCGAUCACCCCCAGGACAGCAGUGAAAGAUAGUGAAACUAUGGCGACCUACAAAAUAAUGGGGACCAACACCCCUAAAAGAAUAGUAGAGGAAAAUACCCCAACUAAUCUGAAGGGAGUAGCUGGUAACACCCCAAUUUUCCUGGCAAAUGAAGUAGAAAUGAACAUCUUGACUUCUCCAAGGAGUAUAGUGGAAAAGGACACCCUGUCUACCCCCAGGAGAGUGGAAAAUAACAGCUCAACCAAACCCUGGAGGCUAGUGGGAAAGAACAACCUAACAACUCCCCGGAGAGCAGUUCUGGAGUAUACCCCAGCCAUCUCUGAGGGGCAAGUGACGAAAAGCACCAGGCCAGCCAGCAGCCCAGCAGAAACCAAAGCCUCCACAGUCUCCUGGAGUGUUAGGAAUUCCUCACCCAGAACCAGUGUACCAACCAUUGGAACUGCCUCAGCCACCUUCCGGGGAUUGGUAAAGAAAGCGUCCUCGGCACCCAGCACAUCAGUAACCCCCAGGGUCAGGGCAAAUCCGACCACCCAGGUCCGUCACUGUGUGGUUGUGGAGCCAGUGCCUGCUGUGCCCACCACUCCCUCCCCCAGCCUGACAACAGAAGAGCCCAGUCCCAGCCCCUCAGUGCUGCCUUCCAGCCCCCCAGACCUCCACCCCAAGGCGGAGUACCCCCCGGACCUGUUCAGUGUGCAGGAGCGGCGGCAGGGCUGGGUGGUCUUGCACAUCUUCGGCAUGACGUAUGUGUUUGUGGCCUUGGCCAUUGUGUGUGACGAGUACUUUGUUCCAGCCCUGGGUGUCAUCACAGACAAGCUGCAGAUCUCCGAGGAUGUGGCGGGCGCCACAUUCAUGGCUGCUGGGGGCUCUGCCCCUGAGCUCUUCACCUCCCUCAUCGGAGUCUUCAUCUCCCACAGCAACGUGGGCAUCGGCACCAUCGUGGGCUCCGCCGUGUUCAACAUUCUGUUUGUCAUCGGCACCUGUGCCCUCUUCUCCCGGGAGAUCCUCAAUCUCACCUGGUGGCCCCUGUUCCGUGAUGUUACCUUCUACAUCCUUGACCUGAUGAUGCUCAUCCUCUUCUUCCUAGACAGCUUCAUUGCCUGGUGGGAGAGCCUAUUGCUGCUGUCGGCCUAUGCCCUCUAUGUGUUCACCAUGAAAUGGAACAAGCAGCUCGAGGUCUGGGUGAAGGAGCAGCUCAGCCGGAGGCCCAUGGGCAAGGUCAUGGCCCUGGGGGACCUCAGCAAGCCAGGCAAUGGGGCCGUUGCGGUGGAUGAGCCACAAGAUAUCAAGAAGCUGAAGCUCCCAUCUGUGCUGACCCGAGGGAGCAGCUCUGCCUCACUGCACAACAGCACCAUCCGCACCACCAUCUACCAGCUCAUGAUCCACAGCCUGGAACCCCUGGGGGAAGCCCACCUCUCCAAGGACAAGGAGGAGGAGAACUUGAAUCAGGAGGCCAGAGCCAAAUCCCAGAUCAAAGCAGAAAGCAAACCAGAAGAGGAGGAGUCUGGUGAGCUUCCUGGGGUCACGCCCACACCAGCCCCUGCUCCAGACAUCAGUGGAGAUCAGGAGGACGAUCCUGACAGCCAGGAAGGAGAUGUGGCUGAAGCCAAGAGCACAGGUGAAAUGACAGGUGGAGAGGUUGAAGCUCCCGGUGAAGGUGAAACUGGAGAGCAAAGUGGAGGUGAAACUCAACUCGAAGGUGAAGGUGAAGUCGAAGCAGAAGGAAAAGGAGACAAUGAAGGUGAAGGUGAAGUCGAAGCAGAAGGAAAAGGAGACGAUGAAGGUGAAGGUGAAGUCGAAGCAGAAGGAAAAGGAGACAAUGAAGGUGAAGGUGAAAUUCAGGCAGGAGGAGAAGAUGGUGAAAUGAAAGGUGAUGAAGGUGAAGCUGAAGGCCAGGAAUCCAAUGCUGAAAAUCAAGGUGAUGAGAAAGGUGCAGAGGGUGAUGAGGGAGGUGAUGGAGAUGAUAGUGAAAGUGAUGAGGAGGAGGAGGAGGAAGAAGAGGAAGAGGGGGAGAAAAAUGAGGAGCCUCUGUCACUGGAAUGGCCCAAGACCUGGCAGAAGCAGGCCUUCUACCUCUUCCUCCUGCCCAUUGUUCUCCCGCUGUGGCUGACGGUGCCUGACGUCCGGAGGCUGGAGUCUAGGAAGUUUUUUGUUCUCACCUUCCUGGGAUCCAUCAUGUGGAUAGCCAUGUUCUCAUACCUUAUGGUGUGGUGGGCUCACCAGGUUGGUGAAACGGUGGGGAUUUCUGAAGAGAUUAUGGGCUUGACAAUCCUAGCAGCAGGCACGUCAAUUCCUGACCUCAUCACCAGUGUGAUCGUCGCUCGGAAAGGCCUAGGAGACAUGGCCGUGUCAAGCUCUGUGGGCAGUAACAUAUUUGACAUCACUGUGGGCUUGCCCGUUCCUUGGUUGCUUUUCUCUCUUGUCAAUGGAUUACUGCCUGUUCCAGUGAGCAGCAAUGGUUUGUUUUGUGCAAUUGUUUUGCUUUUUCUCAUGCUCCUAUUUGUGAUCACUUCGAUCGCAUCAUGCAAAUGGAGAAUGAACAAGAUCCUGGGCUUGAUAAUGUUCCUCCUUUACUUCGUGUUCCUGAUAGUCAGUGUGAUGUUAGAAGACCGAAUCAUAUCCUGUCCUGUAUCUGUCUGAGUCAGACCAACUGUUGUUCACAGUGGAUGUAGGGCAGAAGACCAUGCCCGAAGUUCAUGCAUUUCUUGUUAACUUCAGCGAAAGAACACGAUCCCGGACAGUGGCCCAGAGCCUCUGAUGUGAACGUGAUCGGGGACUGCACUUUCUCCUUGGAAACAUCUGGCGGCUCAUGGUGGAUGAAGGACCUCCCCUCUGGAGGGGUGGGGUUCCUCCCUGACUGAUGCAGACCUCCAUUACGUGGGGGCCAGCAGAGGACCCCUGCAGCCACAGGGUUUUCUAAAUGCGAGAUAAUUGGGGCUGAGGGCUGGGACUGGCACAGCAGCAGUAAGACAAGCUCUUUUGCUCCCUGUCCCUCAGUCAUUCCUGAAGAGCCGCUGACCCAGAAGGUGCAGACAUGGUCUACAUCUCGCCCCCUGGCCCCUGCCCCAAGCACAUGUUGCAAUUUGCACUACAGGUUCAGUUGUUGGUGAGUUUAAGAAGCUAAGGCUACAGGAAAAAAGGAAGUAUAACAGGAAUCUAUUAGCAUGCCACAUCCCCAUCCAGUAAAAUGUGUACCAGUAUCUUCUAGCUUAAACGGAUAUUAGCUCUUCCUGCUGCAUAUGUGAAAUGGGAAAUUAAAACAGGAAGCAGUCCGAGAAAUGAACGUUUAUGAUUGUCCUUGAAGGAGUGGAGAUGAGGAGAGGAAAACGACUCGAGGGGCAAUUAAAAAAUAUGUACUUAUUAGAAAAUCCAAGUUAAUGUUGUCUCCAUCAAGUGGUCACCCUGAGGGAUUAGACUUCUAAUGGAGCUGUCCUGGUCCUGCCACUCCAGCAGUGACAGCUCUUCCCACUUGUGAGAAGGGAAGUAAUUUUAAAGAGUCCAAAGUCAAUCAAGCUCAAUCAGAUUGAUAAGGUAGACGAUCUAGUGGAGCAAGGCAGUUUUUAAUGUCAACCUAGGUAAGACUAUAAGCAAGGAGACCGAUUUUCUUGCCUGGUUUACAAGUGGAUCUUAAGGCAAUUACAAAGGAGAAAAUUCCAAAAUGCCCAAUGCAACGACAACGUGGUAGGAAAAGGGUGUUGAGACCUCCCAAGGUAGUUAGUGUGAAGGACAUUUGUGUUUUUAAAAACUGUGUUGUUAUUUAAACAUUUUAUGAGGAAUUUCACGUGCUUUUAUAUUAAAUACCACUGCUUGCUGCUUUUAACAGCAGCAUAUUAGGAACUCACUAGCAAUGAAACCCACAAGUUACGUCACUUGGGUUGGAGGCCAGGUGACAGCAGACUGCGAUGGUAAAUAUGGCUUUAAUACAAACCUGAGAAAUGAUUCACCGAAGACUGGAAGACAGCAGGACAGGUGUGAUGUGACAGGAAAAAAAAAAAAAAGAAAAAAAGCUUUUAGUGUUGAAGCGCUAAGGUGUUUGGAGAACUUUGGUCCCAGUGGGAACACAGUGAGGCUUUCAAGUCAGAAUUCAUCUUUUAAAUCAGAAUUCGUCUUUUAAAAUCAGCUAGUUAAUUUAAGUAAGGGCCUCACUAGCCUAGGAUUCUCCUAUUCUUUGGAAAUAAUUUUUGUUAAAAUUCAAUAAAUUGCCAGUCUCGUUGGUCUAUUACUUUACCAACAGGGAUGAACUCAUCCCUGGUGUUAGGUUUUCUUGGUCAGAAUGCUCAAGAGAAGGCUGAUGAAGGAUAUGGAACCACGUUUAAAUUCCACUUUCAUACAUUUGUUAUCCUCAUUUCUGAUGCUAUUGCACGCCUAGGUCCCCCAUGCCGUUGCCUAAGAGCAGGAGGAGAGGAGAGAACAAGGCCUGUGGACGCGAGAUUCCGAUACUAAAACUCUGGCUGGCAACUGGUGUCUGCAGCCAAUUCCAGCUUGUCCUGGAGACAUACUGCCUCCUCACAGCCCAGGAUCUGACACUCUGCCCCAGACCAGCUGAGUGAGGAGUGAUGGACAGUGAAAUGUUCAGUAAUGAUAAAGUGCUGAAAAUUCAUUUAAUGAUUAAAAACCCCCCAAAACCAAACCUGUUGCCAUGGAAUUGAUUCCAACUCAUAGUGACCCUACAAGACAGAGUAGAAGUGCCCCAUAGGGUUUCCAAGGCUGUCAUCUUUAUGGAAGACGACUGCCACAUCUUUUUCCUGCAGAGUUAGCAGCUGAACACUCACCCACUAAGCUACCAGGACUCCUUUUAAUGAUUAAAGCCAACUCUGAUGAUCUAACAUCCUUUUCCCAAUCAGUUAGCUGAAUUUCUACCAUUUCUUUUUGCCUAGAAAGGAAGUUCUGAUCACUUUACACUAUGACAGAAAGGGACAAGUACAUAAAAUGAAAGCUGGGUCUUGAUGGGUGAGCAGGAAUUCAGUGGUGAACAAAGACAAGAAGAUUUCAGGGAGAUGGAAACUUAUGUCACAUCGAAGAGAUUAAUUUGUUAUGUUUGGGAAUGAAAAUUUUUGUCAUACACUUAUAAACCUACUAUAACUUAUUAAAAUGAUGUUGUUUUGAGGUAAAGGAUCAUCUUAAAAUGUCAAGAUAAUAUUCAGAUGGUUUUCUCAUUUAAUAGGCAAAACAAUCUCUGUAGUUGCCUGGGACAAAUUCUAGGCCAUUCAUUCAGUUUAGAAAGUCUGACCUGAACCAUGUGGGCAUCUGAACUGAAAGAAGGCAGA
Messenger RNA from Loxodonta africana (African savanna elephant), 6026 nucleotides. It is a transcript of the gene SLC24A1, whose product is annotated as solute carrier family 24 member 1. Gene Ontology annotation, cellular component: plasma membrane. Gene Ontology annotation, molecular function: calcium channel activity; calcium, potassium:sodium antiporter activity. Lineage: Eukaryota; Metazoa; Chordata; Mammalia; Proboscidea; Elephantidae. Gene Ontology annotation, biological process: calcium ion transmembrane transport; visual perception; intracellular calcium ion homeostasis. The coding region runs from base 118 to 3399 and encodes 1093 amino acids. The transcript is spliced from 9 exons. The record is from RefSeq and is a predicted model, not a curated record.